GUUACGUGACUUGACGUUUUUUCACCGAUUGUUGAUGACGGUGGCAGACAGCGCAAGUCAGUAGCUGAGUGGUGUUCACGGGAGGAGGAGUGCCUGCCAGGAUAAUAUCAUUUUCUCCGGCAACCUGCUGUCCAAAGACGGAAGAACUAUAACAUAGACGAAUGAAGCUGAGGUAGUGCGACAAACCUCUGAACUAUACGCGAAUUAACGCUGGUUCAGAAGCGUCUCUGACACUGUUUUGAAGGCCUGUUGCUAGUUACGGGAAAUCCUCGGGCUAGCCCGGGAGACACCGGGCCGAGAGAGCGCAGAGGACCAGGACUGGAUCUCCGUGGGCUGGUUGGUCGAUCUGGUUUUAAUGUACCUAUCUUGUAAUCAAACGAGGACGUAACCUCUCCUGCUCCUCCGUGGCGCACAUAAAUCAGCGUCAACUCAAAGACACUUUCAGCUUGACAGCUAGCUAACGUUAGCUCUCCUGUGUUUACAAGCUAAGCUCAGCCGAUACCCUCUGAAGAAGUUGGCACUUGGGUGUAUUUGUUUCAGCUACGAUUUGACAUAUUUGGCUUUUACCACCUGCCUGCUAGCUAGUGGUGACUUGUAAACUUAUUCAGCUUCUGUCUACACCGACUGAAGGUCGCCAGCUAGGCUAACGUUAAAUCAAAAGGUGUCCUAGCUAAGGUUAUCACUUCUUCAGUCUUAUCUACUGCAGCCCAAAGUUUGUUACCUUGUUGGACUGUAAGAAUCAGCCCAGUUGUUUGUUUUUUCAUUGUCCUUAACUCUUUCAAUGCUACACAAAGGUGAAAAUCUUGUAAAGAGUUGAAGUCACUCGUUGAUUUAAACAGAGGCUGCAAACCUUUACUGAGUUAUUUACUAAAGCUGUCUUAAACCAGCUGACAGUAUCCCGGAUGAAGACUCACAGAGAAGUGUGGAUUGUGAUGCUGUCAGGACUCACAGGUGUUGCCUGUUCUGCUUGGCAUUAUUAAUCUCACACCAACAUUUAAUCUCUGCUGCAACAGAAGCAACUGGUUUGCAGUUUUUUGGGCUUAUUUGCUCAAAAAGGAUCCUCUCCAAAACAGAUCACCAUGAAUCGCUACCUGCCUGUGGCACGACAGCACUUCCUGGCUGCCCUAGCCAGCACCAGUGUGGUAGUAAAAUCAAUAAGUGCUGUGGUGGUUCUCCUGUACCUGCUGGCAUGGGCUGUUGACACUCCGUACGCUCUGGGGGUGACCCCAGGCUACCUCUUUCCUCCGAACUUCUGGGUGUGGACGCUGGUGACCCAUGGGGUGGUGGAGCAGCAUGUCUGGGGCGUGGCGGCCAAUGUGGGGACAGUUAUGGCCUGUGGACGCCUGCUGGAGCCUUUGUGGGGCGCUCUGGAGCUCCUGAUCUUUUUCGCAGUUGUUAAUGUAUCUGCAGGCCUCCUGGCAGGUCUCUCCUACCUCCUCACCUAUGUGGCCACCUUUGACCUGGAUUUCCUGUUCGCUGUGCGAGUCCACGGGGCAGCCGGGUUCCUGGGGGGCGUCUUGGUGGCGCUGAAGCAGACCAUGGGGGAUACUACAGUGCUCAGAGUGCCACAGGUAAGACUCAAAGCAGCACCAGCUUUAGUCCUUCUCCUCCUGGCUUUACUGCGCCUAUCUGGGCUGCUUGAGAGCUCUGCCCCCCUGGCUGCAUACAGCUACGGUGCCCUGUCUGGCUGGGUUUACCUACGCUUCUACCAGAGGCACAGCCGGGGCCGCGGGGACAUGUCGGACCACUUUGCUUUUGCAAGUUUCUUCCCGGAGGCUCUGCAGCCUGCCGUGGGGCUGCUGGCGGGGCUGGUCCACGCAGUGCUGGUCAAGUUGAAGGUGUGCAGGAAGAUGGUGAAGAGAUACGACGUGGGGGCGCCCUCCUCCAUCACAAUCAGCCUGCCAGGGACGGACCCACAAGAUGCAGAGAGGAGGAGACAACUGGCCCUCAAGGCUCUGAACGAGCGUCUAAAGCGUGUGGAGGACCAGUCCGCCUGGCCCAGCAUGGACGACGAGGAAGACGAGGACGAGGACGAGGUCAGAACCGACACGCAGCCGCUCCUCCCGAGCGGGCGCGACCCUUCCUCCUCCACGUCGAGACCGGCGGGGGCACCCAUCGGCAUCUCCCUCUCCUCCACCUCCUCAUCCUCCAUGUCACAGAGCGGCGGAGCGCAACCCACAGGCGGAACGCAACACCCAGAGUCGAGCAUUAUCAGCUUCGAGGAUGCACCUUCCAGAUCGUAACCAAUAGACAGAUACGCACGCUCUGUUCGGCGUCACUGGCAGGUAUACUAGCGCAUUCAGAGUCUCUGACUAGUGUACGACUUUAUUCAGUGAGGGCGAUUAGGCAUACACUCGAUAUCGCGCACACACAAACACAUACGACAUCUUUGACCAGUUCAUACACACGACCGUGCGCUCACAAACACUCUGUCAAUGUCAUUGUGAAGCCCAAACGGGCGGUAACUGUACAGUGCUUUCAGUUCAGACAUGUUGGUUGUAAAUGCUCAGUGUAGUCGGGCAAACUUGACACUUAAUUCUUCUCUUCCUUCUUGCAUACGACCGAAAGUCAACCAGAAAUCCUGUCUUAUCCGGACUCAAUCCCAACUUGCUGAGCUCUGUCCACUGCUUCAUGUGUCUCUUUCUCUUGCUUUCUGAAUAAAUAACAAAAAUGGGUGUACAAUAUUUUUUUUUUUUUUUGUAAAUGUUUUUUUUUUUUUUUUCGGAGCAGAUGACAGAGACUCGCUCCGAAUUCUCGUUUCCCGAUGAAAGGCCGACUCUACGCGCACCGGUUCGAUAAUCUCCGAGAAGUGACUGUAAGCGAGAUUAGCUUUAGGUUCACGUGUUCUGCAUAUGUAAACUGGUGUGUAACAGAGGAAGUGUGAAAGCAUGCAUUCAGCACCAACUGCUGGAGCGGAGGAAAGAAGCUGCUGCAGGUCAGUCCUGCUGAUGAACUAUGAUAUAAAACUUCAAGAUUUGAAGAAGUGCCAGGUAAAAAGAAUAUUCUGGACCAGGUUCAUUUGUCGCCUGUUGUCUCUCUUGGAACAGCAGGCAGAAAAAUGGACUUUCUACCCUUUUUUUUUCUUCUUUUUUUUUUUAAUCCCUGGGUUGUUGUUCAAUGGAUAAUGUUUUUUUCCUUCUAGGUCUGUUCAUCAGUAAACAAAAACAACUAACAUUAGGAAAUUUUAAUGGUGUUGCACUCGUACACAGAUCUGUGGAUUAUGAUGAUGAUUCUUUCUUCUUCUUCUAUGAGUUAAGAUGAUAUUUUUGCGUUAAUUCUUGGAGUAUCAUCUUGUACCCUUUUUCACUUCCACCUUCUAGGAUCUGCAGCGAUAUGAGAAUCAGCAAUAGCUAUUUAAUCAUCUGAGUGCUUAUACAGAGAGAAGUGGUCAGCGUCCGUCACGGUUAUGUUCGUCAUUUGGCACAAUCACAAAUCUGGAGAAGUGAUCAAAUGCAUAAAAAGUAGAGAACGGCCUUGUUAAAAUCACAAUGAGUCAUGAGUUGUAGAUUCAGAGGUCGUAUCUGUGCUGUGUCAAACUCUGCUCUGAUUAGUCGUAUCUCAGAGACUGACCCGUGAGCAUGAAUGACGACAUAGGCGGAGGACGCACUGAUCAGUAGUCAGCCUGGCCGAGGUUUCAUCACAUGCACGUGUAGCAUCUCUCAUUUCUAAAAUCACAGUGUCAAGCAAGGGCCACUGGUGAAUAAUUUGCUAGUGAAGUUGAUUAGCAAAUAAAUUGUUUCAUCUAGAAAGUUCCAUGAAUUCAUGGCAGCCCAAAAAGGUCAGCGAGUCAUUCAUUUUGUAGACAGUCAUCACUGCAGAUGUCGCAGUCUAUUAGGAUAACAAUCACAUUAUUGAAUGUCCAAUUUCCCACCUGUCCUCGAUGAUUCAAGUCCGCCGCGGCUGAUAAAUUAUUUCAGACGCCGCGAUCACGGUGACGACAAACCGCUAAUUUAUUUUUAAACUUGUGAUCACAAGGUAGAAAAUGUUUCCAAAUAAAAAUGAGAAUUUUCACAUAUUUAACAAGGAGGAUGAAGCGUGUGAAGUUCACAUGAUCUCUCACCCUGUAGGAGUCACUUCAGUCUGUCAUCCGGGAACACCAGCCCAGUAAGAUUAGUUGCACAUUGUUCCUGGUCUGACAGCUGUCGUGUUGUCAUGGUAGCCAAUGCCUUAAUUUCACAAAACAUCUCGGAGACAAAAAAAAAAAAAUGUGAUUGAUGGUCUCUGCUGUUUGGUAUUGAAUAUGAAAAGUUUAGAGGAGAAUUGCAGAUGAAGAAAAUGAAAUUGGGGAACUAAACAAAAUGAUCCCAGUAUAGAAAUAUGUUGUUACAUAUUUAAUUCAAAUAUAUGACUUCUUUUUUUGUUCCUAUUUAAUAUUCUCAUGUUUGUUUUGUGAGAAAUAAUCUUGCAGUGGCCUUAAUGAUCAUUUUAUUAGCCACUGACUAAGCAAACAUCAUAUUGAAAAGAGACCAAAAUCAUCCAAUCACAUGUAACUAAAGGCACAGUGAGUCAUUUAUGACCUUUAUCGCCCUCCAUAAUUAAACGGUAGGACUUCAUCAACGAACCUCCUCCUCCUCCUCCUCCUAGCAACUGCAGUGUGUGAUUUGCAAAAACAAAGUCAGAGUUCAUAUAGUAGACAGCCAACAGAAAUAUCCUGCAUCCAAAAGACUGUGAAAGUAGAGCUUUUAAUUUAAUUUUGGGGAUUCCAAAUCUGAGCACCCAAAGAAGUUCAUUAGUGUCCUUAUUUAAUCUCUAGAAAUGCCAAGUAAAAACAUUUUUAUUCAUAAGUGUGGGGAAUUUGUGGAAUUUGUCAAAUAGGAGAAAAAAAAAGUUGGAAAAAAGGUUAUAGUGUGAACAUUCAGCCCACAGACUCAGUCUGAGGGUCCGGAGUUGAACUUGGCAGAUACAUUUUAUAGUGUUGUUUUGAGGAAGAACAUUGCAGGAUUGAGCCUUUUUGCUUUUCAUUGACAAAUAAAAAGCAGAAAACGUGCUACAUGAUGUGAUGUGCAAAUAUGGAAUAAGCAAAAGAUAUACAGACACCUGAAAUGAUGUCCAAGCUUCUAUAAUGUCUCCGGUUUAGUAACAUGAUCCUGAGAGAACGUUGAUCGUACCUGAAAUGUUGAGAUUAAAAAAAAAAAAAGUCUGAUAUUCAAACAUGAUGGUUCUCAUCUGAUCCUGAUUUCUAUACUGUUCUCCUUCAUGCUUGAAUCUUUGAGCAUGUUCCAAAUUAAAGCAUCAUCAAGCACUGCAAAUUCAGAUGAAGUGUGUAGAGCUCGAGUUUGGCCUCUGAAGUCCAAACAUACAAGUUUUUUUUUUUAAUGUUUUGUUUUUUACCUGAUGGAAACGUGUAUGAUGGGAAGCGAUAAGCCAUAUUAGACUGGAGUGAUGAAAUUCUGUGUGUUCUAUCCUGUGUUUCCUCUUGUUCAUUCUGCUCUUUUCACUGUGCUCUUUAUUUAGCUAGUAGUCGUUUACGUCGGAUGUGUGGGGCCAUUAUUUAAUUAAAUAUGAAUGAAUGAUAGUAUUUACAUGAAUGAAUGGACGCAGGAACGAGAGGAAGGGCUUGACGCUAUCCCUUGUCCACAAGCUGAGUCACAUCCAGCUUUAAAGUGAACAUCUGAAAUCUCCAUCUGCAUUCUACCACCAAAUGUAUCCACAGUAGCAAAGGAUAUAAACCAGUACAUAACUACAUAUAGUACAGUUACAGUUGUAUGGUGUUAUUCUCAUUUUUUUUUUUUAACCAGUUUAAUAAUAUUCAUCGUUGAGCUUUAGCUGCUGACCCAACUCAGCUUGCAUCACACGAUAAAAAUCAGCCAAGCAACAAAAGAAAAGCUAGCAAGGACACUGGUAUAUAACUGGAAUUGUGUCAUUUGACCAGUGAAAAGACACGGGAACAUCAUCGUUACCGGUCUGAGGUUUCAGGUUGUGCUCGGUCGGUCUGACUUCCACUCGCCAUCCCUGUUCUCCUGUUCCCCUCUGAUUUAUCUCUCUAUUUUCUGGCUCUGAACGUCCUCUAAGAGAAGAAAGGAAUGCAAUUACAUAGUGUCUUUAUGAAUAAUGGCAAUGUACGGUUGGUGUAUACAAACCAUAAAAGCUGCAGGCGAAGGAUAAUUAAUGAUGUCAGUGCUGUUACUACAUUGCCGCGGCUUCAGUCUACAGUGGCCGGCCUCUGUCAGUCAACGAGCAAGCACAUAAACGCUAUCACUGUAAUUUGACUGCAUACACAGUUUGUAAGUGUUCUCUCCUGCACACCAGUAUCAUGUCAUUAUUACAGACACACCACAGACAGGUAGACUCUUCUUUAAACUUUAGGAAGCGCUUUCUCUGUUUUUCCUUGGUUGGUGUCUUGCCAGAGUGGCAGAUAGAGAGGACAAAAUACCCAAAUUUAUCUGGAACUGGAGUUAACAGGCUUUUAAUGUAACUAGACAAUAAAAAAAAGUCUCUGUGACAAUUUAAAAUACAAAUGUUCACAUCGUUCAUUUGCCAGUUUUCAUUUGUAUUUGUGACAAAUGAGAAAAUUGCUAAAAAGAUGCUGUACAAAUUGAUUUACUAAUGAUUAUUGGAGUGCUUCAUAUUUUGCUACCUUGAGGCGGCGUCCAGUGCCUCUGGACUUUUAUUCGAGAAACAUCUCUGUACUGGUUUUCAGAACCAGUGCCUCCAUUGAGAAGCCUCGUUUUCUAUCUUUAAACAGGAGUAUUUUAUACAGAUGCUGGUGCCCAAGUCAAGAAUUUAGCAACAUGACUGCAUCAGCAUGACGUAUAAUCAAUAAUCACUCGAUAUGGUAUAUACAUUCAGGAGCUUUGGGAGCUUUUGAUGUGGAUAAAGUUCUUUCAGCCACAUUGGCAGACAACAUAUUACCUUCAAAAUGUAAUAGUUUAAUAAAGAGACUAUGGGCGACACUGGCCUCCAUGACUUGCGGAUGAAAGCCGUUUCCCUGCCCUGUGAGGAGCGACAGACUACAGAUGGUUUCUAAUUCUGUUGGCAAAGGUGUUCAUUCACAACUAGGUUUUUCCUUUUUUUUUUUUUUUUUUU
Molecule: messenger RNA, 7026 nt
Organism: Thunnus maccoyii (southern bluefin tuna)
Lineage: Eukaryota; Metazoa; Chordata; Actinopteri; Scombriformes; Scombridae
Gene: tmem115
Product: transmembrane protein 115
Exons: 3
Coding region: 1080-2243 (387 amino acids)
Biological process (GO): retrograde vesicle-mediated transport, Golgi to endoplasmic reticulum
Cellular component (GO): membrane; Golgi apparatus
Source: RefSeq, a predicted model, not a curated record